Molecule: messenger RNA, 1581 nt
Organism: Ilex paraguariensis (yerba mate)
Lineage: Eukaryota; Viridiplantae; Streptophyta; Magnoliopsida; Aquifoliales; Aquifoliaceae
Source: the annotation of a GenBank genome assembly
AUGUCCUAUUUCCACGCAGCACUAUUGGACGGCGUAGCUCUAGCCGUUAUAUAUACUGCACCAUCCCCUUCCCAACCUUUCGUAGAUGCUCCACAAAACAUUUGUCUUCUCUCUCCCCUUCCCCCAAAAUUACUCAUUCAUACUCUAAAAACCAUCAAAGGCUCAAUUUUUCUUCCUAUUCUUAUACCAUCUACAAUGACGAACGAGAGAGGUUCUACGGUAUUCCCGGCGAAAACAAGUCUCCGCCGGCCAAAAUUCGGUACCCUCUUGUCCUCCGAUCCUAACCUUUCAAUUGUUCGAGACGAAAACACCUACUCUCGCCGUGACAGUUCCGCUUCCGUCUCCGAUCCUAGCCCUCCGUUCUCCGAUAUGUCUAAUCCCAAUAGCGCCAAUGCUUCUCCUUCUCCAUAUUUCAUGUCACCAUGGAACAACAGCCACUCGCCUUAUGUAAAAUCUCCAUGGACACAAGCCUCUUCGAUGGACUCGUAUUCGUAUAAUGAUGAUAACUUGGUACCAAACGGUCUUAUUGGUUCGCUUGUUCGUGAAGAGGGUCAUAUAUAUUCAUUAGCCACUUCCGGUGACUUUUUAUACACAGGAUCAGACAGCAAGAACAUAAGGGUGUGGAAGAACUUGAAGGAUUUUUCCGGGUUUAAAUCCAGAAGUGGAUUAGUCAAAGCCAUCGUCACUUCCGGCGACAAAAUUUUCACCGGCCAUCAGGACGGAAAAAUUCGAAUUUGGAAACUUCCGGCGAAGAAUAAACGGACAGUUUACAAACGGGUUGGCAAUUUACCCACGACCAGAGAUUAUCUGAAGAGCUCUAUGAAUCCGAAGAACUAUGUAGAAGUUAGAAGACACCGUAACGUUCUAUGGAUUAAACACUUCGAUGCAGUUUCAUGCAUGAGUUUGGAUGAAGAAAAUGGGUUUCUUUAUUCGGGUUCUUGGGAUAAAACCCUAAAAGUUUGGAGACUCUCUGAUUAUAAGUGCUUAGACUCCAUUAACGCCCAUGACGAUGCUGUAAAUUCAGUGGCCGUAGGCUUUGAUGGGUUGAUUUUCACAGGCUCAGCAGAUGGGACAGUGAAGGUUUGGAGGAGAGAAUUGGUGGGGAAGACGGUAAAACAUGUUCUUGUACAGACAUUGUUGAAUCAAGAAAACGCGGUGACGGCGCUGGCUGUGAACGCGGCUGCGGAGGUGGUGUACGGCGGAUCAUCAGACGGGUUGGUGACUUUUUGGGAGAGGGAGAAGCAUUUUAUGGCUCACGGCGGUGUGCUUAAGGGUCACAAGUUGGCGGUGUUGUGCUUAGCGGUGGGUGGUGGGUUGGUGUUCAGUGGGUCGGCGGACAAGAGUAUAUGUGUUUGGAGGAGAAAGGAGGCUGGGGUCCACACGUGCGUGUCUGUGCUGACUGGUCAUAGUGGGCCAGUGAAAUGCCUGGCCGUUAAGAUGGAUCAUGAUCAAGAGAAGAAGGAUGUUGAUCAACGGUGGAUUGUGUAUAGUGGGAGUUUGGACAAGUCUGUGAAGUUUUGGAGGGUGUCCGAGCAUGCACCUAAUUUGAAGCCGGCCAGUUAUGAGCUUCCUAAAUCCUAA